Molecule: messenger RNA, 2431 nt
Organism: Mytilus trossulus (common blue mussel)
Lineage: Eukaryota; Metazoa; Mollusca; Bivalvia; Mytilida; Mytilidae
Product: sodium-dependent lysophosphatidylcholine symporter 1-like
Exons: 14
Coding region: 105-1667 (520 amino acids)
Biological process (GO): sodium ion transport; carbohydrate transport
Cellular component (GO): plasma membrane
Molecular function (GO): symporter activity
Source: RefSeq, a predicted model, not a curated record
CUUGUUAUCAUAGAUUUGAUAUUGAUAUAUAACAACAUUACAUAUUAAACAUAUUUAAUAUGAUGUCAAAGUUCAGAUUGUUUGUAUGAUGGCUAUGAAACAGAAUGUCCAAAUACAGAAAGAGCAAAGAUGGGGACGAUGGAUUGGUUGUACUGAUACAAGAUGAUAAUGUUAUCGGAUAUCAACUUCCUGUGUGGAGGAAAAUAUGCUUCGCCAUAGGUGGAGUACCAUACCAAAUGACAAACGCUGUGGUCAGCUUCUUUUUCAGUAUCUUUCUCCUUGAAGUAGCAGAGAUCAGGCCAACUUAUGCUUCUAUUAUCGUCUUUGGAGGAAGAGUCUGGGAUGCUUUUACCGAUCCUAUGUGUGGCUUUCUUGUCAGCAGAACGAACACUCGCUUUGGAAAAUUUAGACCCUGGAUAUUGUUUUCUGCACCAUUUGCUUGUAUAACCUACUUCUUACUGUGGUACGUACCAGACUUUUCAGAAGAGGGUAAACUAGGAUGGUACUUUGUUUUCUAUUGUUUAUUCCAGUGUCUGAUGUCUGGUCUUCAUGUACCAUACACAUCACUGACCAUGGUGAUCAGUAAUAAUCAAAAGGACAGAGACUCGGCUACAGCUUACAGAAUGGGUGCUGAAGCCAUAGGUGUAUUAGCUGCCUCUGUCAUACAAGGUGCGUUUGUGAACAAGUAUCGCAUAGCUGGUGAAUGUGAUGAGGACAGCAAAAUAACUGCCGAGGAACUUAAAAAUCAAAAAUGGUCUUACAACAUGGGUGCAGUUGUUAUGAUUAGUGUGUACAUGUUAUCGUCUAUCAUAGUGUUCUUGGGUACCAAGGAGAGAAUAGGUGUAAUUAGUGAAGGCCAUGGAGGAUUUUGGAAAGGUUUAAAACUGACACUUUCUUUUAGACCAUAUAAACUUUUAUCGUUUUCUUUCUUGUUCUUAUCAUUAGGAAUAUCAAUUGUGCAAGGUAAUCUCGCUCUGUUCUGCACACAUAGUUUAGAUUUAGGAGAACACUUCUCAACAUUCAUCACUAUAUUGUUGGUAUCUGCAAUUUUAUUCAUCCCCAUUUGGCAAAUUGCAUUAGUAAAAAUAGGCAAAAAGAGGUCCUUUGCAAUAGGAAUGAUUAUAUUCAUUCCAGUUCUGAUAUCACAGCUGUAUAUACCAGGGAAUGUUUAUGCGUACUAUCCUGUACUAGUAUUGGCUGGCAUAAGUGUCGCUGUUGCUUUAUUACUUCCAUGGUCUAUGUUGCCCGACGUGUUGGAUGAAUUCAUGCUCCAGACAGGAACAAGGCAGGACGCCAUUUUUUAUUCUUUUUAUGUAUUCUUUAGUAAAUUAGCCGUAGGUGUAGGCCUUGGAUUUUCUCAGCUCGCAUUAGGUGUUGGAGGCUAUAAAACAGGGGAGUGUGAUCAACCAGCAUCGGUCGGACAGGCUUUACGAUACUUGGUAGUACCAGGUCCUGUUGUGUUCACGCUUAUAGCUCUACUGAUUUUAUGGCGAUACCCUAUUGAUGAAAACAGAAGAAAACAAAUUAAAAGAGAGCUUGAACAAUUAAAAACAGAUCGAAAACCUAAGGAAGUGGAUCAAGUAGAAGAUCCUCCCCCUCCAGAUGAGAUGUGUCAAUCAUCACGUAGUUAUCAAAAUAUUGGAGAAAAUCUCACCGCGGAUAGUUGAUCUUCAUAACUUUAACAUCUAGAACAUUUUACUUGGAGGCCUAAACUUUUUAACACGAAGGCGUACUCUGAUUCUCUAAUUUAAAAGAAAAACACCUUGUAAAUUAUUUGAUUAUGUCUUGGGUUUUUUCAAACGUCGUUAUCAAAUUAAUAGAACAGUAUGGGACUGUCAUACGAGUGAGUGGUUUAGCUAGCUAUGAAAACCAGAUUUAAUCCAAUAUUUUCUACAUACGAAAACGCCUGUACACUGUCAGUAAUGACAGUUGUUAUCUAUUCGUUUGAUGUGUUUGAGCUUUUGAUUUUGCCAUUUGAUUACGGACUUUCCGCUUUGAAUUUUCCUCGGAGUUGAGUAUUUUUGUUUUAAUUUUCUCUCCUGAACUGCGAAAGCCAAAUUCAUCAAUAUUAAACUUGACCUACAUUUUGUCCUCUGUUAAAACAUAAUAACAUAAAACUUUUAAUUGUCAAAAUAUUUUUUGCACUAAUUUUUAAAGGAAAGUUUGGACAAGUUGAAUGCAAAGUGAACCUUAAAUUAACAUUGCAUGAUGAAAUUUCUAUUUAAUAUUUCAAAAUGAAAAAACUUCAAAGUUUUUGGUAAAAGGAAGGCUACAUUGUUUAAACUGACAAAUACACAAAUCAAAUUUUAAAACUUAUGACAUUGCCAACCUCAGACAUAUAUGCAUAUGUUUUGUAAGACUAAAUAACAUAUAUAUCAUAAAUUCAUUGUUUGCUUUUGUUUUAUGUUUAUGUACAUUGUAUCAUAAUUGU